CCAAAGGCCAGAGAAGACUCCAGGAGAAUAUCUUGAAACAGACUAGGACUAAGAACUUUGCUAUGAAGGAUUACUCUGAAAUGUUCCCUCGCUGGGAUGGUGAGCUGGAAGAUGAGAAGGCUGAUAACAUAGUGAAGGCAAUGUUUUCUUCAGGCUGGGCGUGGGAACAAAGUCACUGGCCUCUUGUCGGAACAAAACUGUGGACAAAUGUGAAGGUGGAGAUCCAUCCGAUGAAGACAGAAGCUGGUCAGAUGAUGCGAAGCUUGAAGACAGUGUCCCCUUCUCGCACAGAGUCUGAUGCAGAAUCACGCAAAAAGGCUCGUGAGUCCCCUGGCCUGGAUGUGGAGACCAUGAAAGGAGAAAUAGUUCGUUGGCUAACUGGCCUGACUUCUAAUAUGGUUGAGGGGCUGAGCAGAUGCGAGAACACUCUGAAGACACAAUCCCACAUGAUUGAGGGCCUUACAACUCAAGUGGGAGCUGUUGAGAAGAUGGUGCGUGAAGGUUGGAAAGAAGACCACACCAAAGCUGGUUCAUCUACUGAUGUACCUGAGGCAAACAAAUCUGAUGGAGACAAAGCUAAGAAGGACAGCGCUGAAGGAAGCAAAGGUGAUGAAAGCAAAGGUGAUGAAAGCAAAGGUGAGGAAAGCAGAGCCGAGGAAAGCAGAGCCGAGGAAAGCAAAGCUGCGGAAACAGCUCCCAAAGGAAUGACAACAAGAGCCAAAGCUAGAGACACCCAAGCCACUGUGAGUGAGAGUGAAAAUGAGAAUGGAGGCAUAAGUGUGGUUGUAGUAGAUAAAGAACAAUCACACAUUGAUUAUGGUUCUGUGAAAAAACUGAAACAAGUUGGUAAACUGAGAGCUGCUCGCAUUGUGGCCCGUGCUAAGAGUGAGCGGCAACGUAGGCUUGCUGCAACUCAGCAGUCUCCUUUUGAUGGAAACAGCACGGCAAAGGUUAUUAUACCUAACCAGCCGAAGCAAGGCCAGGGAUAUAACCCAUUUGCUAAUCCUGAUCGCCAAAAGCUCUCUGCUCUUCUUGAUUGGGUGAAACUUGACCCCAAAUGGCGACAGAAGGUCAAAGGUUCAUCAAGUGAUUGGUUCUACAUACUACUAACUCCAACAAAAUGGUUGAUUGACACGCACAUGGAUGCUGGCAUUAAUCUUUUAAGGCUCCGAUACACAAAGCACCCUGAAUGGUUUAGGUCGGACAGAAUUUGCAUGUUGGAUGCUGUAUUUACUCAAAUGUGGACAGCAAAGUACUCAGAGUUUCUGGCCUCUCCUGCCAAUCCUGACGGCUCAGGUAAACUACUCCCUCCUGGCGCCUUAGACUACUACACAGGCGAGGAACCAGCGUAUAGCAGAUCAAAUAAGACAUGGGCACUGGAGAUUGAUGAUAUAUAUGCGCCAUUAUUGGUCAAGAACGAUCAUUGGGUAGCUUGCUGGAUAUCAAUCCCGAGGAGACGCAUAGUCAUUUGGGAUAGUGAUCUUGCUUACGCUACGGAUGCAGAAAUUGCUAAGGCCGUGAAGCCUAUUGCACACAUGCUGCCGUACAUGCUGCGUAUGUUAUCUACCGGUGCGGAGAGGGAGUUGUACACGGUUGAUUUCACACAUGAGCGUGAAUCUGGGGUGCCACAAAACAAACAAAGUGGUGACUGUGGAGUGUAUUGCUUGAAGUAUAUAGAAUGUCAUGCACUUGGCAUGCCAUUCCCACCUCAUGAGCUGUGUGAUAAGAAGAUCAAGACAAUCAGGUCUCAGAUGGCGAGUGAGAUAUUUGAUGAGACCAGGAUAAACGGCACAGAGAAACGUGAUUACAAGCAUCUCGGUGUCUAUGACUAAGGUUAAUCCACUUCUUUGGGUAGAAUUGAGGGAAAGUAUGAAGUUUUUUGGUGACUUUCCUCAUCGGAUAUAUGUAGGUUGAUGUAGUAGUCUUUUGUACCAGACUAUUGUAUUGUGCUGUGAGUAACAUGCUGAUGUAGCACACUUUUGUUUGUAACAAACUUAUGUAAUUUGCUUGCAGCAGACUUAAGUAUUAGUCUUCUUUUACAGAAGACUUUUACAGAAGUCUGCUACUCGACUACUAUCUAGACAUCAUCUUUUUAUCAGUAUAUUAGUCUUUCUUAGCUCAUAUUCGAUCAAAAAUACAAAUUCGAGACAACUCAGAGACUUAGUCUUCUUUUCAAAAAGACUACAAAAGAAGUCUGCGGUAAGUAAAAGAAGACUAUAAAAGAAGUCUGCGUUCUGUAAAAGAAGACUACAAAAGAAGUCUGCGUUCUGUAACAGAAGACUAACACAUUAAGACAUAAGACAUGAGACAACAUCCAAAGCAAUAAGACAACUGAUAAGCUUCACACAUCACAUAAGACAUAAGACAACAUCCAAAGCAAUAAGACAACUGA
Brassica rapa (field mustard) is the source of this 2392-nucleotide messenger RNA. RefSeq lists its product as uncharacterized. Gene Ontology annotation, molecular function: deSUMOylase activity. The record is from RefSeq and is a predicted model, not a curated record. Lineage: Eukaryota; Viridiplantae; Streptophyta; Magnoliopsida; Brassicales; Brassicaceae. Gene Ontology annotation, cellular component: nucleus. Gene Ontology annotation, biological process: protein desumoylation; proteolysis.